ACACAUUCAGUGUUUCUUCCUCUGGUGCGCCAUUCAAGAGAAAGAGACACACACAGAGAAGUUAGUAAUUAAUUUCGAUUUGUCUUGCUGAUCCACUCCUUCCAUUUUAUAAAUCACACCCCCCAACUCUAUCAACAUAGCUAUUAACAACACCUCAAUUCUAUUUCAAUGUCUUCUGAUAUCUAUACUUUCGAUAUUUCUCAUCACACACAUUCAACUCCAAACAUAUUCUCCUAUGAUCCUUACUACCCUUUCGAUUUCAUUGAUGCAGUUCAAGAGGAUUUCAACAAUUCUUUAGACCCUUUUUCCCUUUCUUCCCCAACCACCAACCAUGCGCUACCACUAACAAAUGGUUUAAAUACAAACACUGAGCUUGAAGAUUAUCAUAAUAACACAGUCAUGGAUUCCGCAAAUUUUCAGUGGCAUGAAUUGAACUCAUCUGAAAAUAGUUUCUUCACCGGACAAAUAAGAAGGGCAAGCAGUGAAGGCGAUUCCCAAACGGAGGAAGCAAAGUUGUUGAAAGUAGGGCGUUACAGUGUAGAAGAAAGAAAACAAAAAAUCUCUAAAUACAGAGCAAAGAGAAAACAGAGGAAGUUCAACAAAAUUAUUAAGUAUGAAUGUCGAAAGACACUGGCCGACAAUAGAACACGCAUACGUGGCAGAUUCGCACGUAACGAUGAAACCAGUGAGAUUCCAAAAACUCCAUGUUCAAAAACAGCAGAAAGGCAUUGUUCUGAAGAUGAGUUAUGGGUUGAUCUGAUUGAAGGAUUAAAUGAAGAUCAUACAUCAUGUUUUUAUUUAAGCUGAUACAGUACUAUUUUAUGUUGCUCAUAAUACUAUUAAUAGUAGAAGUAAAGAUCG
Vicia villosa (hairy vetch) is the source of this 861-nucleotide messenger RNA. RefSeq names its product zinc finger protein CONSTANS-LIKE 5-like. Gene Ontology annotation, biological process: regulation of flower development. Bases 169 to 807 code for a protein of 212 amino acids. The record is from RefSeq and is a predicted model, not a curated record. Gene Ontology annotation, molecular function: protein binding. The transcript is spliced from 3 exons. Lineage: Eukaryota; Viridiplantae; Streptophyta; Magnoliopsida; Fabales; Fabaceae. Gene Ontology annotation, cellular component: nucleus.